Pristis pectinata (smalltooth sawfish) is the source of this 4146-nucleotide messenger RNA. RefSeq names its product neurotrophin receptor associated death domain (gene nradd). NCBI's taxonomy places the organism in Eukaryota, Metazoa, Chordata, Chondrichthyes, Rhinopristiformes, Pristidae. Gene Ontology annotation, cellular component: cell surface; plasma membrane. The coding region runs from base 294 to 1016 and encodes 240 amino acids. The record is from RefSeq and is a predicted model, not a curated record. Gene Ontology annotation, biological process: Rho protein signal transduction. Gene Ontology annotation, molecular function: coreceptor activity; death receptor activity; nerve growth factor binding. The transcript has 5 exons.
AGUAACGAAGUGAUUGAGUCACCGAGAGACAGAGGGGAAGACUGAGAGAGAGAGAGAGCAAGAGAGGGGUAAAAAAAAAGGACAGAAAUCAGAAGAGAGUGGAGCUGAAAACCAGGGGAAAGCAGAGAGGAAACAAAGUGUAAACAAUAGUGUUAUUCUGACAUCAUUACUGCAAAGGACCUGAAUCAAACCACAACUAGAGGACACCCUAAACUAAAUCUGGACUGGAAUCUGAGCCACACCAAAGCAAGUCUGCAUAUUGAGCCGAGCCAAUCUGCACAGAAUACGGGAACAUGAAUUUAAUUGAUUCAGGGCUGGCAGUUGAUGAAGGACAGGAUGCAAAUCCUUUUUUCCCUGACAAAAACUCAACACUGCUGAGGAAACCAAAGGUUGAACCAGUGAAGGAUGAUCUCAAGUUUGUGAUAACCGCAGAGCCGGAGCCCAGCACUGUAAUGGGGGCUGUCAACUUCACUGCCUAUGACACGGGGAGGGACAUCAUUCCGGUUUACUGCUCUAUUCUCGCAGCAGUUAUCGUGGGACUUAUCAUCUAUGUUACUGUGAAAUGCUGGAACACCUGUAAACAGAAGAAGCAGCUGGCCAAGGCACGGGCUGGUGAGCUUGAUGGAGGAGGUGAAGGCGAGAAGCUGCACAGUGACAGUGGAGUGUUUGUUGACUCUCACAGCCUCCAUGAACCACAGCUCAGCAAAGUUGUUCGUGCAGACCCAGCCCUUUACAGUAAGCUCCCACUGCAGAAACGGGAAGAGAUUGAGCAGCUACUUGGUGGCCAGGGAGCCAACCGAACUGACUGGCGCAACCUGGCACAUCUCCUGGGCUAUGAUGAGGAGCGCGUGGCCACCAUUGGCCGAGGGGAGGAUCCGGCUCACACACUGCUGUCUGAUUGGUCAAUGAGGGCCGAUGCCAACCUGGAUGUGCUUUGCAAGGCUCUGGGAAGGAUGGAAAGGGACGACAUCGUAGAGCGUCUAAAAUCGGAGCCAGCCGUGACUUCUGUGGUGUGAAGGAGAAGCCAGUACCCAAUGUCUGAGACUUAAAUGGGUCACCCAGAUUCAAAAGUCCAUCUGGUUCUUGCAAAUUUAUUUAAAAAAAAAACCUCUUGGUUGUAGUUUGGACAUGUGAGGCAGUCCAUUAAUUGUAUGAACUGGGAAUCCAUCAGCAGACAGUCUUGCCUUUUGCUUAUACCUGACUAUUUAGCAUGAAAUAUGUGGGGUAAUUUCAUUUCUCUUGAUUUUAAGUAUCACGCAUCCUGUGCAUUGUUUCUCAGGCUGGGUGCCCUGCCCCACAUAAAGAGUUUUCUACAUUUGCUCUUCUUGUGCCAGUUCUCAUUGUAGAUUCCUUGCACGCCCACCCUCCACAGUCUCACCAACGUGCCCUUAUUUUGUCCAGAGCAGCAAAUUUUGGGAACUCUUUAGAGAGGCAACAUAGCCAAACCAAUCCUCUCUGCACUAGAUCUAACAAGAUGGGGCAGACCCUUCCUAACAGCUGAGGGCUGUGUGCCCCUUGCAGUAUGCCAAGGAUUUAAUUUUUGGUAUGGGAUAGUGAGGAAGAAACUGAACCACAGGACACUUUUGGUUUAGGAUUCCUCAUCAUUAAAUUGGAUCUAGCAAGUUAACAUGGUUUGUGGCUGCUGCAUAUGCUACCCAACUGGUCAAGGUCCUGAUCGCAUCCUUUCUCCUUGAUGGUGUUAUCCUAAAUUCAUAAAUUAGAUUGUAUGGUACAAGAGUUACUCAAAAUGACAAUCAGCUUCUAUGAAUCCUCACAAAAUGAUUUCCUUCAACAUGAAGUCAACAUGAAGUCAACACGUGCUUUAACCCACCAAGGUUAAGGAAGGGAAAAAGUAGUCAGAGAUCUCCUUCACUGUGGACUGUGUGGCGAACUAUUAGAAUGUGCAUUAAUUGGAUACUGAGGCCUAGAAAUUGCUUUGUGGCAUUUUCUUGACCCAGGGUUGUUGGGUGGGUUGGUGGGGGCAGGGGUUCAUCCUAGCACUGUUUGUGGACAUUGCAUAGAGAGUGCAGACUUGAGACGUGAGGUUCACAGAAGAAUAUUGCUCGGAUUCCCUUGUAAAGCUGCACUAAAAAUUAUAUUCAGUAUCAACACAAUAUUCUCUGUUAACAUGUUGGAAGUUCUUGCAAUUGUCAACAAGUAGUCCAGCAUGUGCGAUCUUUACAGUCUCUGAAUGGCUGCACUUUUGGGGGAGCCUGUGUUACAGGCAAAUGCCCGUGCCCACUCUGUGUGUUCUGGUGGGCCACAGGAAAUAUAGAUAAAGUUGUCUUGGUGUAUGGAAUUAGGGUGACUUUUCUAAUGUAGUGAGCAGCAACCCAUGAGAUAUGGCAGUGAUCCUUAGUAACAAAAGCCUGGAAUGAUCCUGGAAAGCUGAGAGUGACCAUGAUUCCAACCUUCAGGGGCAGAGCAGUGGAGGUACAUUUGAGGUUGUAGGAGGUCCAACACCUUGGUAAUGAUUACAAAUGCAAUUUUUGGCCCUUUAUGUAUCACAGUUUCAGUGGAAACAGGGUUAGUAAAACAAAGCAAAAAAACAAACUGCUGGUGGAUCAGGCAGCAUCUGUAGAUGGAAGUGGCCAGUCAAUAUUUCAGGUUGAGACCCUUCAUCUAGCAAAACAAAAUCCAUCUGAUUUGUGGAUAAAUUAAACUUGUUAGGUUGAAAAUCUCUGCAGAUGAACUUGUUGCAUCAAUGUCAUUUGGUAGAGUUGUAGCCAGCUAAAAAAUGCUAGGGAGAAUGAAAGUUCAGUGAGAAGAAUUUCCUGAUGGACACUGAGGCACCCAGAAAUGUGCAAAGAAAAGUUGUUUUACUCUGGAUCAACUCGACUUUCUAUAGCACAGCAGUUUUUUUGCAGUCAUGUGAGUUAAUUUAAAGCCUGGGGAAUUUGGGAGAGUAUUAUUAGCUGUGACCCCUCCAUUGUAAUCCCAUGCCAAGAUGCUGUAAGGGUCAUGAAAGGCUGUUUGAGGGAGAAGUAGUGGAUUGGGGACGGUUGGUCAGUGUGUGUACCUGGAGAAAAUUCAGAGAAAACACUGCAGCCAGCAGUAUCAAGAGAAAGUGAAGAAUGUUUCAUUCUUAAAAACUCAACUUAUUUGGCCUAAAUCUAUCUUUGCACAGAGUGACAGGUUUUAGUAUCACUUCAAAGUUUAAAAUGAAACCUCACAUUGUAAAUAGAUGCAAGUUUCCACAGUGCUAUGUGAGAUAAGUUUAAUUCGGUCUCUGAAUCUAGUUCCCAGUGGAAGGAGCAUAAAUCUAGAAUUAAUUCAACUGUGGGAUGAUAUGUAUAAAACACAGCAGGCAAAUGCAGAAUCUUCCAAGGGAAAGUCUGAUACAAAUGUUGCCUGAUCCCCAAAGACAAUCAAGUGUGAAACCUUGAUCAUAGCUGGGUCAGCGGGUAGAUCUGUGGUUAAUGUUCAGCCCACUGGAGAUUAUGGAGGCACUUGCCUGCACUAUAGAUAACUUCAUAGUUAACUUUGUGUAGUUCAGUUCCCACUGAAACUGUGAUACUUAAAGGGCCAAAAAUUGCAUUUGUAAUCAUUACCAAGGUGUUGGACCUCCUACAACCUCAAAUGUUCCUCCACUGCUCUGCCCCUGAACAUUGGAAUAUAGUGUAACUUUGCUCUAUAUCUAACUGUUGCUAAUGCUGUUCCUUUGUGAACAGACAAACUAUAAUGCUGGGCAUUGAAAGCUUCACCUUGAGUCACACACAGUUCAAUCAAUCCAAACAAAGUCAGGGCUGUAAAUGCUGAUAGAUCCAUCAAAAUGACCUCUUAUUAAUUAAAACAGUUGCCACAUUAACUAAAAUGGCAGCUAGUGUCCAAUAAUGAAGUAUUUACUAAUUAGUUCUUCAUGCCAAUUUUUUGAUGUAAUUUGCUAGCAUUAUUUGUAUCGUUUAUAGUUUUUUGUUAAUAAAUACUGGAUGCCGGUAGAAAAGGCACAAUCUCAAAGGAGGAAUUGUCAACCUACUUUUUCUGGAACUUGUACAUAAAGAAAUGAACAGUGAGCUUUUUUUUGGCUCUUUUUACAAAUAGUUUCACUUUGAUAUUGUACUGUAAUUGCAGCAUUGUGUCUGACAAACAAAUUCAUAUCUUAAAAAAAUCAUCAGUUUUACAUUAUGGCAAAUAAACAUUUGGAAA